Molecule: messenger RNA, 3930 nt
Organism: Phytophthora sojae
Lineage: Eukaryota; Oomycota; Peronosporomycetes; Peronosporales; Peronosporaceae
Exons: 1
Coding region: 1-3930 (1309 amino acids)
Biological process (GO): biosynthetic process
Source: RefSeq, a predicted model, not a curated record
AUGGCGCCGAGAGUGACCGCGACGUGCUUCCAAGAGGCGGAGGCGGCUCCGCUGCGCGUGCUGGUGCUGCCCCACGCGGGCAGCGCCUCGCGCACGCUGGCGCUCGAGUGGGGCAAGAGCUUCCGCGCGGCGGGGCUGAACGUCGAGCUGUGGGGCGUCGACUGGGCGCCCGAGGGAGAAGCAGCGUCCACGCGCGCGGAGCUCGUGGCCGCCAUCUGCGCGCAGCUGAGCAGCGGCUUCUUCGGCAAGCCCUUCGUGCUGGCAGGCCACAGUCUGGGCGCGCUGGUGGCGCUCGCGCUCGCGCACUACCUGGAGCAGCGGCAGUUCUCGACGCCCCGCCACGUUUUCCUCUCGGGGGCGGCGGGGCCUGGCAGCUGGACGCUGUAUGACGACGUGGGGGUGCUGCAGCACGAUGGUGAGCUGCUCAAGCUGCUGCAGCAGUGGGGAGGCACCGACCAGGAGGUGCUGGCCAUCCCCGAGCAGAAGCAGAAGCUACUCACAGCUCUGCGUGCGGAUCUGAAGCUGCACAACAGCGUCGUGCACUGGUUCAAGCAGCAAACGGAGGUGAAGAUCCGCUCUGACGUGACGGUGUUCGGGGGCUCCGAGGAUCCUGCGGCGCCGAAGGAUUCUUUGACGCAGUGGAAGGACGUGUGUGGGGAAGGCAGCGAGUUCGACGUCAAGCUUUUCCCGGGCGGACACUUCUAUUUGACGAGCGCGGAGAGCCAGGAGGCGUUCGCCAGGUCCUUCAUCGCCAAGCUGGAGGCUGUGAGUGCCAUUGUCGUGAUGGAGUCGCGCACACUCAUUGAUGGGCUGAACUCCAAGAUGGGGCCGUAUCCGUCCGAGAAGUGCUUGCACGACAUGUUCGCAGAUGCUGCGAAGCGCACGCCUGAUGCGGUCGCGGUCUACUACGAGGACAAGACGCUGACCUUCCGUGAAGUGGACGAGCAGAGUGAAAAGCUCGCUGACUACUUGUUCCAAGCUGGAGUGCGUCCUGGCUGCAUCUCGGGAAUCUUCAUGGAGCAUUGCAUCGAGUUUGUGAUCGCGUACAUCGCAGCGCUGAAAGCUGGAGGUGCCUACAUGCCGCUGGAGAUCGUGUAUCCUCCGGAUCUCCUCGAGCGCGUCAUGGAAGAGUCCAAGCCGGUCAUUGUACUGACCAAAAAGAAGUUCCGCAACCGUUUGCCGGGGUGGCAGCAGGCACUUGAACUGGACGACGGCUGGCUUGAGUCUCUCGCUCGCCAAAACAUCCCGUCGAUGCCAUUGGAUCGCACGCGGACGCACCCGGAUGAUCUAGCCUAUGUCGUCAUGUCUUCGGGAACCACUGGAGUACCGAAGGGCAUUUGCUGCCCUCAUCGCGGCGCCGUUCACUCCUACGACUGGCGUCUGACUCAUUGCCCCUAUAAGGAAGACGAUCGAGUUGCCUGUCACGUCUUCUUCGUGUGGGAGCUCCUGCGUCCGAUGCUUGGAAACCGUCCUCUAUACGUCAUCCCUGACAACACCAUCUACGACCCCAUCAAGCUGGUCGACUACCUCCACACGCACAGUAUUACGCGCAUCCUAUUCACACCGUCGCUCCUGCAGUUGAUUCUUGACACCUGCUCAAAGGAGGUAUUGCUGCAGAAGCUGUCAAAGUUGCGCUUGGUGUGGCUCUGCGGUGAAGUGGUGACGCUGGAGCUGCGCGAUCGUUUUGUUCGUCUCUUCCCGAAGUGCGAGCUGCAGAACCUCUACAGCGUCUCUGAGUGUCAUGACGUGAGCGCGGUGGACCUAGCUGCGAUGAGCGACUUCGACAAUUCGCUGUCUACGAAGUAUGCCUCCUGUGGUGAAGUUAUGCCCAACGUGAAGGCGUACGUGCUCGACGACGACUUCAAGCCUGUGUCCGUGGGAGUGCCAGGAGAGCUGUAUAUCGGUGGACCCUGUUUGGCUAUCGGGUACCUCAACCGCCCGGAGCAAACGGCUCAACGCUUCCUCAAACACGUCGUGCCCGGAGAGACUGUGUACAGGACCGGUGAUCGUGCUCGCUUCUUGCCGAAUGGCCACCUGGAGCUGAUCGGACGUUGCGACUUCAUGGUGAAGAUUCGAGGAUACAGCGUGGUGCUUGGCGCUGUCGAGUCAGCCUUGGCGCAACAUCCUCUGGUAUCUACGUCUGUGGUGCUCACGGAAGGUGACGAGGGCGAAGACAAGCGCUUAGUCGCGUAUAUCGUGCCAGAGGACUGGGAGAAGGUGCCGAGCGCCUCGAAUCUUCGUGAGUUCCUGAAGGAAAAGCUCCCGCACUAUGCGAUCCCGUCUGUGUUCGUGCAGCUCGAUGCGCUUCCAAUCAACAGUGCAAGUGGCAAGUUGGACCGUAAGAAGAUGCCGUCGAUUGAGCAGGCCAAGAAGCUACGCAACGAAUCCAUUGAUCUAUCGGUGGACCCGAAGAAUCUACCCCAGACAGAGACGGAGAAGAAGCUUGCGUCCAUUUGGUCGGACCUCCUUCGUCUCGAAAACGACAGCGUGCUGCACCGCGAGGCCAGCUUCUUCGACGUUGGAGGUCACAGCUUACUCUCCACCCGACUGGUUUCAAGCAUCCGUGAUACAUUCGGGGUUCAGUUGACGCUGGCGGACAUUCUCUCUUCACCGGAGUUGUGUGCCAUCGCGUCGCGAAUCGAUCAGUCGUUGAGCGAAACGAGUGAGACCAGCGCUGCCCCUGUGAAGGCAGAGAAGAAGGUGGUUCUACCGUUGGAAGCUGUGCUCGAUGCGUCGAUCUACCCGGCCCCGACGCGUAAGGCUGGCUACAGUCGCUACCGUGUGGAAAUGGUGAGUCUUCCUCCGCGGAACAUUUUUUUGACGGGAGCGACUGGAUUCCUCGGUGUUCACCUGCUGCACGCCCUGCUCAAGUACUCAACAAGCGUCGUGUUCUGCUUGGUUCGAGCGGCCGACGAAGAUGCGGCGAUGGAGCGCAUCAAGGCAGCGCUCAAGGAUUUCUCCCUGCUUGACGAAGCGCAGAAGUUCCACUUGGAGGACCGCGUGGUGCCUGUCCCGGGCAACCUCGCGCAGCCGUUGCUUGGUCUGGAUGCGGACAACUUCAAGGUGCUGGCGACUGAGAUCGACGCGAUCUUGCACAACGGUGCAGACGUCAACCUGGUGAAGCCCUACUCGGCUCUCAAGAGCGUGAACGUGCUGGGCACGCAGGAGGUGCUGCGUCUCGCCGUGACCAACGGACUGUCCAAGACCCGCGUGAAGCCCGUGCACUACAUCUCGACCAACGGUGUGUUCCCGUCCACGCUAGCGGCGCCCAAGUUCUUGGAGACUGCGGACCUGAGUGAGCUCUCGGACCAGCUUGAGAAUGGCUACGCGCAGAGCAAGUGGGUGGCCGAGCAGAUGUGUCACGAGGCGGCGCAGCGCGGCCUGCCGGUGUCGAUCCUGCGGCCGGGCAACAUGGCUCCGUCCUCUCUCACGGGCCAGUGGAACGCCAGCGACUUCAUCUACCUCCUGCUCAAGGGCUGCGCAAGUCUCGGGGCUGUGCCCGCUCGCUCCGACUGGUUCUUCGACAUGACCCCCGUGGACUACGCCGCGCGUGCCAUCGUGCACUUCGCGGCGCUGCGUCCGGUGGAGGCGCUGGGCCAAACGCUGCACAUCCAGAACCCGGCGCUGCCCGUCAAGAGCGACGCGUUCUUCCAGUUCUUCACUGCAGCACUGAGCAGCAAGGCGCAGUCGCAGUCGCUGGCCGCAGCCGAGUACGCGGACUGGAAGCGCAGCCUACAGCAAUUGGCGGCCAAGGACGACGCCCCGCUGGAGCUGCAGAAAUUGGCCGCCGGGAUUGACUCCUUUGAAGUCUACUUCCAGAGCGACAAGGUCUUCGACUCCGCGCUCUCGGCCGAGCUGCUGCGCACCGCCGGCAUCCCCUGUCCGACGAUCGACCAGGCACUUCUCGCCACGUACACAGCCGAAUGGUGA